AGAGGACUACAGGUUCCUUCACAGCAUGUUGAUGGAAAAAAAAGUUCACCUGCUGUUUAAGAUUCACGAACGGCUCAGGCAUUUUGAGAAGCGAAGCCCCGUUCCCAUCCAGGAGCACGCAGCGAGUCUGGCCUCAGAAGAUGUUGGAACAUUGGAAAUUCUUCAUUCAAGAUAAAGUGACAACACACUUUCCCCAUUGAACAUCAAAAUAGCAGUUUGCAGAAGAGCUGCUGUACCAAGGCUGGAGAGAUGAAGUCAAAGAACUGCUUACACUUAUUUCCAAACCUCACUUUAAGUGGCUUUCUUUUUGUGACUGAACCAUGAAGGCCUGUGCAUUAUUAACAGUUGCCCUGUCAACAGAUUCUACCACCUGAGCCGUGGAUCUCUGCAGCUCCUACCAUGGGCCUCUGUGCUACUUCUCUGAUUAGUUGCUGUCUUACCUAGCCUGUCAGUUUAGGUUAAUGGCAAUGUAUUGAGUCUCCUGCGUACCCAUGACUCUGUAGCUCAAAGAGACUUUGAGCCUGCUCUCCCACCUCUACCUGAUGAUGCAAUGGAGGAAGAUGAGGAUUCAGUCAAAAUUGUGAGCCUGGUUAAAACCAAAGAGCCACUGGGAGCAACAAUUAAGAAAGACAAAUACACUGGAGCUAUUGUUGUGGCCAGGAUCAUGAGAGGAGGUUCAGCUGAUAAAAGCGGCCUGAUUCAUGAAGGUGAUGAGCUGAAGGAGGUUAAUGGAGUUUCACUGGAGCACAGAAAGCCCAAAGAAAUCCUUCCUCUUCUGGCCUGUUCUGAGGGUGCAGUUAAAUUCAAAAUAAUUCCUGGAUCCACUAAAGAGGACAUGUCAUCAUGUAUGACAAAGUUGUUUGUGAGAGCUCUGUUUGACUAUGAUCCCAUGGAGGAUACGACCAUCCCAUGUAAGGACGCAGCAGUGGCCUUCAAACGAGGGGACGUCCUCCAGAUUGUCAGCAGGGAAGAUGAUACCUGGUGGCAAGCCUGCCACCUUGGAGAUGGCAGCAGUCGAGCGGGCCUCAUCCCCUCAAAGAAGCUCCAUGAAAGAAGAGUAGCAUUACAACGACCCAGAGCCCUAUUCAAGCCUCAGCUCAUCAACCCAGCAGUUUUUCCAGUCACAGAGGAUGUAGACUACGGCUCUAUAACAGGAAUCCACAUUGCUGGCCUAAGAAGGAGUUUCCGACUCGGACGAAAAGGCAGCAGAACCAGGAAAACUGCUCAGUUACGGAGGUGGAGCUCUGAGGUACAUGGUGCAAUCAGUCCCCCUACCUAUAUAGAGGUGGUGCUCUACCACAAGGAGCCAAAGGACAGACCCCGUCUUAUUGUCCUGAUUGGGCCCAGCGGGGUUGGCGUGAACGAACUGAAGAGGAGGCUGGUGAUCUCCGACCCGGACCGCUAUGGCGUCGGUGUACCGUACACAACACGUGAGAAAAGGAAGCAGGAGAGAGAAGGCGUGGAUUAUCAUUUUGUAUCAGUUCAGGCUUUUGAGGAGCUCAUCCUCAAUGACAGGUUUGUAGAAUAUGGACAGUACAGAGGUAGCUACUAUGGAUCAAAUCUGGACUCAGUACAGAGAGUGAUGGCUGAGGGCAAAGUGUGUCUCCUGGAUGUGCACCCAAGUAAAAUAAAGCAUGUGUACAAUUCUGAAUUCAAACCAUACGUGGUGUUUGUGAAACCCCCAAGGAUUGAAGAGCUUCGCCUCACCAGACGGAGGGCUAAAUUUGUCUGUGAUGAAGACAGUAAGCAAGUCAGGAUGUUUUCAGAGGAGGAUUUUGAGGACAUAAUUGACCAGGCUGAAAUGUUGGACAGCCAGUAUGGUCACCUGUUUGACACAGUUAUUGUCAAUGGAGACAUUGCUGUGGCAUUCAGGGAGCUGAAAGCAGUCCUCGAGAAGAUGGACGAGUCAGAAGACCAGUGGGUUCCUGCAUCAUGGAUGCGCUCCACACCAACAAAAGCGUGGAGAAGCUGCAGCAGUUUGACUGGUUGGAUUUGAAUGGGGAUCAUUUACAAUUAUAUCAGAUGUUCCUUAAAUCACCUUUUAAAGCUUGUUUUCACAUUGUCUUUUUAAAAGUGAUGCAUACUAAGCCUUGGAGUGUAUAAGUAUUACGUUUGGAUUUAGUACAUUUAAAUAUUAAUUUUCACAUUUUAAUUUGUUCUCAUGAUUCCCAGCUUCUGUAGUUUUUUUUUUUCAUUGGCCAUCCACUUUGAUAAUUCCAUAUCCCUCUCUUCCUAAUGGUUUCUCCAGUUGUCUCAAACUGACUUUCUCUGUUGGCACUUAGCUGACAUAACUUGCGAAGAAGAAAAAAAGAAUAACCCUGUAAAACGUUUGUGGCUGAGUGUCGUCCUUUGCUGCCAAGUUGCAAAUAUCAGCAUGGAAUCAUUCUGACAGCUGCUGCACUUCAAUUACCUGUAAUGUACACCAGUGAAACAUUAGUAGCAGUCAGUGAGGCUUUUUGCCAGCUAUGUGCUGGAGAAAACAUAGACAAACAAGAAAACAAUAAUAGAUCGGGGAUGAAGCAAACUGUGCCUUGCAAAGGCAUCCAGGCUCCUUUUUCAUAUUUCCUCAUGUUAAAAUCACCUCUUGAUGCAUUUGCUGCUGCAAGUAUUUUGAUGGUUUUAGCACAGAAUCUCUGUUUUUAUAUAGGACUGGAUUUUGGCUGGCCCAUUAUAAACCAUGAAAUGGCUUUAAUUUAAUUGUAUGUAUUUAUUAGAAAGACACACACACACACACACACACACACACACACACACACACAUUUUCUUACAUUACUAAGAGGUUACAGAUUUGAAUAUGCUAGUGUUAGCAAAACAGCUUUCAUCUAUUGUGACUUAGCAGACAACAUAUAACAAGUUUAUUAUAUAUAAAAAUACAUACAAGAUUCAAAUGAUGAAGUGACAUAAAAUGCAUGUCAUAAAGUGCCAGGUGCAAAGUGCAUUUUUAGUGUCCAAGGUGUAGAGCGCCACAUAAUUUGCUGGAAAUAAAAACAAAUAUCAGACAUUCCAA
Molecule: messenger RNA, 3007 nt
Organism: Girardinichthys multiradiatus
Lineage: Eukaryota; Metazoa; Chordata; Actinopteri; Cyprinodontiformes; Goodeidae
Product: MAGUK p55 subfamily member 7-like
Exons: 18
Coding region: 551-1996 (481 amino acids)
Biological process (GO): protein localization to adherens junction
Cellular component (GO): plasma membrane; cell-cell junction
Molecular function (GO): protein binding
Source: RefSeq, a predicted model, not a curated record